Messenger RNA from Ilyonectria robusta, 1302 nucleotides. RefSeq lists its product as uncharacterized. The record is from RefSeq and is a predicted model, not a curated record. The transcript is spliced from 2 exons. Bases 87 to 1178 code for a protein of 363 amino acids. NCBI's taxonomy places the organism in Eukaryota, Fungi, Ascomycota, Sordariomycetes, Hypocreales, Nectriaceae.
CAACUAGGUGCCCUUGAUAAUGUUCUAUACCUCUUCAGCUCAGUUUAGCAUCUAUUCAAUCUACUUGCUUCUCUUAACCCAGCAACAUGUUGCGCAGUCUCACCGCUACCGCCCUCCUGGCAGGCCAUGUGCUUGGCUUUGACCAAAUCCUUGGUUUCAACGCCGCUGUCGAGUACGAGACCCGAUCUCUUGACGAGAUUUACCAGGCUGCUCUGAAGGAGGGCGAUGUUGUCACUCUUUGGCAUGGCGGAGACGAGCCCAACCAGCGAGCCUCUCUCAAGACGGCCUUUGAGAAAAAGUUCCCUGGCAUCACCCUCAACGUCACCGUCGACCUUUCCAAGUACCACGACGCUCGCUUGGAUGAGCAGCUCGCCGCUGGAAAGGACAGCGUGCAGGUCGACAGCAUCAUCCUGCAGACUCUCCACGACUACCCCCGCUGGGCCCAAGAGGGUGCUCUCCUGAACUACGCCCCCAACGGCUUCGAGCAGAUUGAGCACUCCUUCAAGGACGACACCGCUGCGUGGUACGGAGUCUACGUCCUCUCCUGGUCCGGAGCCUGGAACACCGACAAGCUCCCUGGCAUCGAGGCGCCCGUCGAGUGGGAGGACUGGCUGCGCCCCGAGUUCAAGAACAAGCUUGUCUUGACCUACCCCAACGACGACGACGCGGUCCUCUGGGCCUUUUACCUCGUCAUGCGACAAUAUGGUGUUUCUUGGUUCGACAAGCUCGUCGCCCAGAAGCCCCGUUGGGUCCGCGGCACUGCGACUCCCGGUACUCUCACCCGCCAGCAGAACAGCACUUCCGCUGCCUAUUUCGCUGCCGGCGGUGGCUUCACUGGCUCUGGCUCCAUGAACUUCUCGCACCCUACCAAGGGCAAGUACGUGACAUGGCCCCAGACCGCCGCCAUUCUGAAGGACGCCCCCCACCCCGAGGGAGCCAAGCUUCUCCACAACUACCUCCUCAGCACCGACUUCCAGAAGACCUCGGGCUUGUGGUCCGUCCGUCACGAUGUCCCUGCGCCUGCCGGCUUUCCCAGCCUGUGGAACGAGACUGCUACCAACCCUGCCGAGUUUGCUAGGUUCAUGGGUGAUCGUGUCCUUGUUGAGCGCCUCAAGUUGUUUUUCGAGAGUCGCCUUGGAACGGCUCAGGGAUUGAGCCCUCUUAUUGAUGGUAUUUAGAGUUGAUGUAUAUAAAAUUGGUGGCUCAUCACCUAGGGGCAGCCCAGCAGCUUGCAGUUGUUAGAGUAGGGUUAUCCGGACUUUAGAUUGUACAUAUUCGCUUGUUAUAUAUUCGGCUUUACAC